Papaver somniferum (opium poppy) is the source of this 1439-nucleotide messenger RNA. Its product is annotated as cyclin-L1-1-like. Bases 223 to 1185 code for a protein of 320 amino acids. Gene Ontology annotation, molecular function: cyclin-dependent protein serine/threonine kinase regulator activity. Gene Ontology annotation, biological process: regulation of transcription by RNA polymerase II. NCBI's taxonomy places the organism in Eukaryota, Viridiplantae, Streptophyta, Magnoliopsida, Ranunculales, Papaveraceae. The record is from RefSeq and is a predicted model, not a curated record. Gene Ontology annotation, cellular component: nucleus. The transcript is spliced from 7 exons.
UCACAACUUCCAUAAACUUCAAAAGAGACUCGACUCGAGUAGGUUCUCUCACCUGUUCCUUCCCCCCUCGUUCCAAAUUCUUUUCCCAAAUCUCUCCGGCGAUCUUCCCAGGAGUUUUCUUAAUCUCAGUUCGAAUUUCGAUGCGGCAGAGCUUGGUGAUUUUGCAAUCGUAAUAUUGAAUUGUACUCGAAGUGGUUAAUUAGCUGAGGUAUAAUCUUCAUAAUGAUUUUCACGGCGAUUGAUACGUUUUAUCUGACGGACGAGCAAUUGAAGAAUUCUCCCUCAAGAAAAGACGGGGUUAAUGAAUCGACGGAAAAUACUCUUAGAAUCUAUGGUUGUGAUCUCAUCCAAGAGGGUGGAAUAUUACUUAAAUUACCUCAAGUGGUAAUGGCUACGGGACAGGUCCUUUUUCAUCGGUUCUACUUUUACGUACAACAUUAUGUGUCAGAUUUAAAAGUGAAGUUGUCGCGUGUGGGGUUGUGUAUGCUGCUGCUCGUAGAUUCCAGUUUCCUCUCCCCGAGAACCCUCCAUGGUGGAAAGCAUUUGAUGCUGAAAAGUCGGGGAUUGAUGAAGUUUGUAGAGUCCUCGCACAUUUAUACAGCAGGCCCAAAGCACAGUAAUAUACCGGUGUGUAAAACAGGAGACUCUUCAACACCAUCAAAUAAGUCAUGGGAUACUCAAGCUCAACAAAUUCCAAAGGAAGGUUCGGCAAAUGGUCCCGCAGCAGGAUCUACCGUCAAGGGGGAAUCAGCUCUAGCUUCUAAUAUGGAGUCUGGCGGAUCAAAGGAUUUAUUGGUGAAGGUAUCCCUUGACAAAAUGAAGGAGAAGGGUGAUGAUGACGUUAAUAGUGCUCCCCACGAAGGUAAAACUUCACUGAAGCCCAAGGUGGAGCAGAGAAUAGAAGGUAGUGGAGAGAGGAGCAGGGAGAGGGAAAGGGAGAGGAUCAAGCCUCGCGACAGUGACAGAGGGAGGGAUUUCGAUAGAGAACGGGAGCGAGAGAAGGGAGAGAGAGAAAGCAGAGAUAAACUAAAGGAAAGAAGUCGCCGGUCCAAGGAUAGGGGUAAAGACUCAGGAGGCUACACUGAGAAAUCAAGACAUCACUCGUCUCGUAACCGCGGGGACUACCACAGCUCCUCAUAUUCAUCCAGGGAUAAGGAUCGACACAGACACCAUCCAUAUGCCUGAGCUUCGAGUUGCAUUUUGAGAUUUACCUUUCACAUUCACAUUUUUGCAACUCGAGUACUGUUACUAUUAAUAGUGUAUAAAUACAUAUUGUUAACCUUUUUGAUUGAUCCAUCAGAAAAAUGAAAACCAAUUUCACUCUAGGCUUUCUGAGCAAGUUGCAUUCUACUGAAAGCAUAAGCGGCCAAAAUUGAUUUCCUAACAUUUGGUUGAAUUGUGACCGAUAGUAAAGCCACUUAUUAUCAGAGGUGUUUUAG